Messenger RNA from Zophobas morio, 493 nucleotides. RefSeq names its product general odorant-binding protein 19d-like. The coding region runs from base 29 to 493 and encodes 154 amino acids. Lineage: Eukaryota; Metazoa; Arthropoda; Insecta; Coleoptera; Tenebrionidae. The transcript has 2 exons. Gene Ontology annotation, molecular function: odorant binding. The record is from RefSeq and is a predicted model, not a curated record.
AUGAUAUUAGUACUUACGCAGUAACAAAAUGAAUUUAUCCGUAGCUAUUGUAUCAAAUGUCAUCUUGGCAUUUUUGGCCUUUUCUACAGUAGCAGCUCAACCCUUAGAUAAAAAAGUACUUAGAGAGAAAGGAAUACAGCUCUUACAGGGAUGCAAAGAAAAAGUAAAGGCUUCAGACACCGACCUGAAACAAUUGAUGUCUCAUUCUAUACCCGAAUCGCCUGAAGGCUUAUGCAUGCUUGAAUGCGUUUUUGACACAUCAAAACUGAUGCAAAACGGCAAAUACAGCAAAAGUGGUUUUAUUCAAGGCCUGCAACCUCUUAUAGGCGAUGACCAAUCCAAGAGAAAAAACGUGGAAAAGCUAGCUUCUGCGUGUGAAAAAGAAAUCGGAAAUGCGGAGCAGGACAAGUGUCAAAUUGCCAAAUUACUGGUGCAAUGUAUUGUAAAAAAUAGUGGUUCCUAUGGGAUAAAUAUUCCUACACCUGGUGCAUAA